AUGUCUCAGUCUGCAUCCAGUCCUCAUGAUGGACAGGACUCAGCCGAUUCAAUCGCACAUGAGCCUCAUUCAACCGGAACAGCUUUACAAACUUCGCAUUCUUGGGCGCCUUGUCAUCCCCCGGAUGGUACUCAAGCUCCUCCGUACGAUAGCAGUCGGAUGGGAAGCGCCAGUGCAUCAAUGUGUCGUAAACAACGCAAUCUGAUGCUGGGCUGGACCGGAGGUUCAAAUGCUGACGGAGAUGUGAAUCUGUCUCGGGAUGGUCACCACCACGAGGUCAGUCGAGAUCCGAGUGAAUGGUCUCAACCGAUCGGACCAUAUCCAUCCCCGUGGAUGAUGAUGAUGAUGCCCCCAGUGUUGCCUCCACCGAAUCAGCCUGCACCACCAAUCCCUUACGGUCACUUUCGACCGCAAGACGCCGCCUACUAUUGGGAAGCAGUGAUGUAUCGUAGUUGGGUUCGACCGCGAUCCGGUUGGAAAUUCCCUCAGCCUGAGUCCGAUGCAACUGGAACCUCAAAUCGGGCUGGAAAUCAACCGGCUCAACAGGAUACCCCACUAUGGAAUGUGCGCACGCGACAUUCACUUGGCAAUACUGCCACCGCUGCUGGCACUCCGAGGACCCCGGGGGAUUUCAGAGAGACCAGUACUCAACGAGCCGGUCAGUGGGACUAUGCACGCGCAGCUCACAUGCUAAAGACUCUGAGAGAAUCCAGGGAGCACACAUUCAAUCGGAAUUCUGAAAGAACUGAGCAACAACAGCCGAUUGCUGCCCCGUUCCCACCAGUUCGCACGACCAGUCGAACAGUGGACAGUCAGACGCUGGAGGCGGAUAAAGCUAAACGAAAAUUGUCCUUAGAUGCCAAUCCGAGACCUCUCAGUCUCCCACAGGUAAGUCGUGAUUGA
Messenger RNA from Echinostoma caproni, 903 nucleotides. Lineage: Eukaryota; Metazoa; Platyhelminthes; Trematoda; Plagiorchiida; Echinostomatidae. The record is from the annotation of a GenBank genome assembly.